Pyrus x bretschneideri (Chinese white pear) is the source of this 626-nucleotide messenger RNA. RefSeq lists its product as uncharacterized. The coding region runs from base 202 to 408 and encodes 68 amino acids. The transcript is spliced from 2 exons. Lineage: Eukaryota; Viridiplantae; Streptophyta; Magnoliopsida; Rosales; Rosaceae. The record is from RefSeq and is a predicted model, not a curated record.
AACCGCACACGUCAGCACACUAUUGCUGCUUCACACAAAAAGCCCCAAAUUGAAUACAAUGAAAAGGCAAGUCGGAUGUUUCUCAAGGGUUUUCGUUCGGAAUCCGGAAUUCUGGAUUGACGCUCCCCUAAUUCAUAAGUUCAACAUUUCAGUUCAGACCAGAAGCAUAAAACAGAUCUUGCUGCCCAAUAUUUCUGAUAGAUGGCUGGGAUUUCGGGAUAUAGGAGCCUUGCACCUAAAACAAAGAAUGCGAUAGUUGCUGGGGGCCUGUCAGCUUUUGUCUUCGGAGUAUAUUUCUACACCAUGAGAGCUGUUGGAGGCACAGAUGAACUGCAAGCGGCUAUUAACAAGUUUGAGGACGAAAAAGGUCAGAAAGAAGCUGAAGCAAGCAUGCCAUCGAAGGUUUGAUCUUAGAAAUCAGUUGUGUUUGAGGACGAAAAAGGUCAGAAAGAAGCUGAAGCAAGCAUGCCAUCGAAGGUUUGAUCUUAGAAAUCAGUUGUGUAAUAAUGUAAUAACUUUUUUUGGUUGAAACAUAAUAAUGUAGUCAAGGACAAUGUAACCCCUGCUGUUAAGCUUUCGAAGACACCGUUGCAGCCCUCUAUUGAAUAUGCAAUUUUUUUCUCCAA